This is a messenger RNA of Populus trichocarpa (black cottonwood), 1387 nucleotides long. RefSeq names its product very-long-chain aldehyde decarbonylase GL1-9. NCBI's taxonomy places the organism in Eukaryota, Viridiplantae, Streptophyta, Magnoliopsida, Malpighiales, Salicaceae. Gene Ontology annotation, biological process: lipid biosynthetic process. The transcript has 3 exons. The record is from RefSeq and is a predicted model, not a curated record. Bases 336 to 1109 code for a protein of 257 amino acids. Gene Ontology annotation, molecular function: iron ion binding; oxidoreductase activity.
AGAAAGCAUUGAAUAAUCUCAAACCUGUGCCGUCACCAAUAAGUCAUUAACGUUGAUCAAAACAACAGGGCAGGCCCUCUGCUUCGCUCUGGUUAGAUCUAAAUAAUCUAUUACAUUCGCUAAACCAGUUUGCCUGCCUCUUGUUUCUCUCGACGACGACGGAGACGACAACAGCUUCAUCGCGCCUGCAAUCUCUCCCUGUUAUGUAGAGUGAAGAUUAAAGUUGCAGAUCUUUAGUUUUAAAUGCAGCUUCGAAUCUGGAGAUUGUGAGGCGCAGUUUAGGUCUGGAAUUGAAGAGUUGAUACUUGUUGUUGCCUUUGUAAAUUGGAUCAGACAUGGUGUUUUGGGAGGGUUAUGUGAGUGAUGAAGUGAUGGGCAUUUUUGCCCCAAUUGUCAUUUAUUGGUUGUACGGUGGGUUUUACCAGCUAUUGCCGCCUUUGGAUGGGUAUCGGUUGCAUACUAGAAAAGAGGAGGAAGAGAAGAAUUUGUUGUCCCUGUCGAAGGUGGUUAAGGGUGUUUUGCUUCAACAACUACUUCAGGCUGCUGUUGCUCAUGCACUCUUUUUGUUGACAUCAACAGCUGAUGAAUCUGGAAUCACGAUCCAGCCCUCUAUUCCUAUCCAGAUUGUGCAAAUUAUUAUUGGAAUGUUUGUCAUGGAUACGUGGCAGUACUUUAUGCACCGGUACAUGCAUCAGAACAAAUUUUUAUACCGCCACGUCCACUCGCAGCAUCACAGGCUAGUCGUACCUUAUGCAAUAGGGGCACUUUAUAACCACCCACUGGAGGGUCUCUUGCUCGACACAAUUGGUGGUGCCAUUGCAUUUCUCACCUCAGGAAUGACUGCGCGGACAUCAGUCUUUUUCUUCAGCUUCGCUACAGUUAAAACGGUUGAUGAUCAUUGUGGACUCUGGUUGCCUGGGAAUAUCUUCCAUAUUUUUUUCCAGAAUAACACUGCUUAUCAUGACAUCCACCAUCAACUCCCGGGCACAAAGUACAAUUAUUCUCAGCCAUUCUUCUCCAUUUGGGAUAAAAUUCUAGGGACUCAUAUGCCUUACACUCUUGUAAAGCGACCUGAAGGUGGUUUUGAGGCGAGACUGGUCAAGGACUAGUUACAAUUUGACACUUCUCCAGUAUUAUUUCAACCUUUCACUUAACAAAGGAAUAUACUUUGGCUGGGUUGUGCUCUUCGAGGAAACAUGAAUUAGAAUUGUUUGUUUGACAUUAUAAACUAGAAGCAAGUCCAUGGGGUGUUCAUUGUUUUUCUAGUCCUGUGAAGGUAUAUUGUCCUGCUGGUAAUGGUAAUUUGUACCAAGCUACCCAAAGAUUUGUAUUUUUGAUACUCUGGGUUAUCCCAGUAUGUAGCAUAUCUGUCUCAUAUUGUUUUCCA